CAACAGGUUUACGCACACGCAGGACCCCACAGACAGGACAGGGCUCCCAACUGUACUCUGUACUGUAACUGUACCACUGACCGUUCAAUCCUUCUGCCCACCCACCCACUCAGGCGCGGUGCAAGUGUCCGCUAAUUGAGUUCCAGGUGGACCCACAAAUCCACUUAUAAAAGUAAUUUUCAUGUGGAAAAAACUAUUAUAAAGCAGCGAACCAAUAUCAGGAGAAGGGAAUCCAAUCAAGGAUAAAUCGACUGACCGCAGACCGCAGAGCCCAACGGAAGAGCGAGCCCGUUCUCUGAUUUCGAAUAAAACAACAAAAAUAGUGCAAAAAUAUACUCGGUGAGAAUGGACCAAGCGAAGACAACCACAAAGACAAAGACCCAGAGCCGCCUGUUGCUGCUGGUUGUGUUGCUCCUGGGCAGCGCCUGCAGCAGCCUGGCCACUGGCAGCAGCAGCAGCAGCAGCACCGCCAGCAACGGCCUCUCCGAGCAGGUGCUGGACCAACUGAACGACGACAGCGAGCUGUACAACAACAACAACAACAAGCGGGCCUGGCAGUCGCUGCAGAGCUCCUGGGGCAAGCGGAGCAGGAGUGGCGGAGACGUGCCGGAGGCAGGAGACGACAACAUCUACAUGACCGGACACUUUGUGCCGCUGGUGAUCACCGAUGGCACCAACACCAUCGACUGGGACACCUUCGAGCGGCUGGCCAGCGGCGACCUGCAGGACAUGCAGCCACAGACGCCGCAACAGCAACAGCAGCAGCAGCAGCAGUCGGGCGAGGAUAUGCUGGAGGCAGAUCCGGAGGCGGCUGGCAACAUGGAGAAGCGCGCCUGGAAGAGCAUGAACGUGGCCUGGGGCAAGCGGCGUCAGGCGCAGGGCUGGAAUAAGUUCAGAGGCGCUUGGGGCAAGCGCGAGCCCACAUGGAACAACCUGAAGGGCAUGUGGGGCAAGCGCGAUCAGUGGCAGAAGCUGCAUGGCGGCUGGGGCAAGCGUUCCAUGCAAGCGUCCCUCAACUAAGCAGCAGCAGCAGCAGCAGCAGUCCAAAACUAUUCCCAUACUAAUCAGAGGCAUUUACCUAACCCAAACCUGUAACUAACCAAUAAUAAAUACGAUAUGUGUGUGUGUUCCCCCCCCAAUUAGAGGUUCCUGCUACCAACCAGGCAGCUGAAAGUCAAUUCCGAAAAUGUAUGAAAGCCGGCAACAGACAGAUACAAAUACAUACAAUCUAUAUACAUAUAUAUAUAAUACUUAUUCCAGAUUGUAUUUUAGAUGCAGACAGUAUUAUUAUAAAGUAUAUCAAGUAUCAACCUUAGCACCUAGCAUCCUCUCAGUAUACCGCAACAAAGGAAUCUUUGGCAAGAAUAUCGCUUUAAUUUAGUGACCGUUAACUUAGUUA
Drosophila obscura is the source of this 1399-nucleotide messenger RNA. RefSeq names its product allatostatins MIP (gene Mip). The coding region runs from base 346 to 1020 and encodes 224 amino acids. The record is from RefSeq and is a predicted model, not a curated record. Lineage: Eukaryota; Metazoa; Arthropoda; Insecta; Diptera; Drosophilidae. The transcript is spliced from 2 exons.